Messenger RNA from Phalaenopsis equestris, 756 nucleotides. RefSeq names its product beta-hexosaminidase 3-like. Gene Ontology annotation, biological process: carbohydrate metabolic process; glycosaminoglycan metabolic process. Gene Ontology annotation, molecular function: beta-N-acetylhexosaminidase activity. The transcript has 4 exons. The annotation marks the transcript as partial. The record is from RefSeq and is a predicted model, not a curated record. Gene Ontology annotation, cellular component: membrane. NCBI's taxonomy places the organism in Eukaryota, Viridiplantae, Streptophyta, Magnoliopsida, Asparagales, Orchidaceae.
GUUAAGGAAAAAAAGGAUGAAUGAAUCUGAUGCUUACGAAUACUUUGUCCUAAGAGCACAAAAAAUAGCAUCAUCCCAUGGCUAUGAAUUCAUUAAUUGGGAGGAGACGUUCAAUGAUUUUGGCAAACAACUUAGCCCCAAAACUGUGGUUCAUAACUGGCUUGGUCGUGGAGUUGCUGAAAAAGUAGUAGGUGCGGGACUAAGAUGCAUUGUUAGCAACCAAGACAAGUGGUAUCUUGAUCACUUGGAUGCCACAUGGGUUGGUUUCUAUAUGAAUGAACCACUUGUAAAUAUCACCAAGCCUGAGCAACAGAAACUAGUCCUUGGUGGUGAAGUAUGCAUGUGGGGAGAAACGGCAGAUGCAUCAGAUAUAGAGCAAACAAUAUGGCCCCGCGCUGCAGCAGCAGCAGAGCGUCUAUGGACCCCAAUUUCGAAGCUAGCAACAGAUCCCAAGAUAGUUGCACCCAGAUUGGCUCAUUUCAGAUGCUUACUCAACCGAAGAGGAGUCGCCGCUGCGCCGUUGUUUGCUCCUGGUAGAGGCACUCCAACGUUCACAGGCUCCUGCAUCCAACAGUAAUCACAGAGCACCUCUUCCGGAUAUCAACCUUGGACUAUUUAUUGGGUAUUAGGCUGCAAAAUAACCUUUUUAUAUAAAUGAGAGAGGGUGGGGUGGGGGUGGGCAUGUUUGUAUUCUCUAUUCCAAUAUUUUAAAUGCUGUAAAAAUAAAACGAAACUGCAAGACACAAAUCAAGCAGU